AUGGUGAAUCCGCGAACUAUUUUAACGCCAAUGUUCUCGUUCAAUCUGCCCUUCUUCCAAUCUACAAAUCCAGAUUUUUUCCCGAAUUCAUUCUUGAAUCUAAAGGGCUUAGUAAGCGUUCGCCAAAUUUCUGCAUUCAUUUCGCCAAAAAUGGAUGAUCUUGAGUUAUUGAAAAUGCCUUAGCUUAUUGAUUUAAAGAAUACAACUUCUCAUCAACUCUCCGUUUGUGAAUUGCCCAGCCUUUUACUGGCAGUGUCCGUUGAAUUGCAAUAUCCUGGUGGAUAUGUCAAACCAGUACCAUUCGGUGCUUUUAUUAUUCUCAUUCCCGAUACAACUUGUUGGCGAAUUGUCUCUCUAUUCUUAUAA
Molecule: messenger RNA, 366 nt
Organism: Anisakis simplex (herring worm)
Lineage: Eukaryota; Metazoa; Nematoda; Chromadorea; Rhabditida; Anisakidae
Source: the annotation of a GenBank genome assembly